CGUGGAUGACCAACUGCAAUGAAAUUGACUGGCAUUGCUCAUUCACAAGUUGGUAUAACCACUGUGUCUCUUUUUUCUUAUCAAACAACCUUUUUUUAUCAUAUUUUUUUUUCAGAUAAAAAAUUUAUCUUUUGGAAAAUCUGGAAGGUUAUUGAGAUUUGAUCUACUGCAGCGUUACAAUUAGAAUGUGUGCGAUCACUUAGCGUUGACAUGGAGAGCUUGGUCAACCGGAGUAGCUUAGCCGUCGGCCGUGGGCCUGCCUCCCCGGAGGAUGUUGAUGUUGAUGUUGAUGCUGAUGCUAAUUGUCACCUCGCCUACGUCGCCGUCGGUCAUGGGCCUGCCUCCCCGGAGGAUGUUGAUGUUGAUGCUGAUGCUGAUUGUCACCUCGCCUACGUCGCCGUCGAAGUCCCGGCCGUGGGGUGGGGCCUCGGGUACCGCGUCUACGACCGGGAGGAGUCAACCAAAGGCGCCAGUAACCCCAAGUACAACGCCAAGUCCCGGCCGUUCACCUCAUCGAGCCUGAACGUGCCGUCCAAGAGCAAGCCGCCCAUCAUCGCCCUCCCCCGCGCCAAGGUACAGGAGGCCUCCGCCUACGACGGCCGUUCCGUCCGCCGCCCUACCCAGUGCCGCUUCUUCCCCAAGGAUAAGAUGAAGAAGCGGCCGACGGCGCGGGAGGCGGAGCCGGGGUCUCCCAAGGUGUCCUGCGUCGGCAAGGUCCUGUCGGAGAGAGAGCGCUGCCGGCGGCGAAGGGAGGAGAGGAAGGAAAGGGGCAGUUGGGCAACUCUGUUCUGUUGCAGAGGCAGCGGCGGAAGCCAAGGAGGCGUCGUGGAGUCCGCGGUGGCGGCGGUAAAGCGGCGGGAUUUAGAUAACUCGUCGUUGAAGGGCGGCGCUGCGGAGGCGAAGACGGCAAGAGGUUCGUCGGAGGUGGUGCUUUGUGACAACGUGGUGGUGCCGAAGCUGGAUGCGAUGAAGCGCUUCUCGUCGGGGCGUCGAGCGGCGAGCGGCGUGCGGCGUCGUCGUGGGACGAGGAAGCGGAGGCGCCGGCGGUUGGUCGAUGGUUCGGAUGAGUAGCAAGUCGACGUCCAAUUAAGACUUCUCUCGAUCGGGAACGUAUUAAAUUAAUAGAAUGAAAUUAAGUUUCUAAACUUUAAGAACUUUAAAAAUAAUGGAGAAGGAUUGUGACCUAUUUUAAUCUCUGUAUUAAUUAAAUUAAUUUAAGAUUGUUAUCCUCUGUUAUACCUCUAAUUAAUGUCAUUAUUAUUUUAGUUCAA
Molecule: messenger RNA, 1271 nt
Organism: Zingiber officinale
Lineage: Eukaryota; Viridiplantae; Streptophyta; Magnoliopsida; Zingiberales; Zingiberaceae
Exons: 2
Coding region: 211-1071 (286 amino acids)
Source: RefSeq, a predicted model, not a curated record